Messenger RNA from Coffea eugenioides, 723 nucleotides. RefSeq lists its product as uncharacterized. The record is from RefSeq and is a predicted model, not a curated record. The coding region runs from base 1 to 723 and encodes 240 amino acids. The transcript has 2 exons. NCBI's taxonomy places the organism in Eukaryota, Viridiplantae, Streptophyta, Magnoliopsida, Gentianales, Rubiaceae.
AUGCUAAAGGAUUAUGAGUUGAUCUCGGGACAGAAGGUCAUUCAUAGUAAGAGUUGUUUUUUGUCUCAUGCUAGUCUCUUGGGUGUGCAAAGACGUGUUGUCACACAAAUCACUGGGUUCCACACACAAUCUUUCCCAGUAAAGUAUCUUGGAUGCCCGUUAUACUCUGGGAGACGGAAGAAGAGUUAUUUUUCAGCUUUAUGUACUGCAGUUGUGAAUAGGAUGCUAUCAUGGAACGAGAAGUUGUUAUCGUAUGGUGGCAAGCUAGUUUUGAUACAGAGUGUGUUGUCGGUUAUGCCUACCCAUAUUCUUGCGCUGUGUAAGCCUUAUGAGGAGGGAGAUGUGGGCUUACGGUCGUUACAGCAUGUCUUUGAUGCGUUUUCUUUGAAGUGGUGGUGGAAGUUUAGGCAGAGGCAAUCAUUAUGGGCAGAGUUCAUGCAUUCGAAAUAUAUCUUGAAUUUGCACCCUUGCUACUCAGAGGCUUGCCCAGGGCAGUCUGCUACUUGGAGGAGGAUGUUGGACGCUCAGUUGGUGGCAGAGAGGCAUAUAAGGUGGAUAGUAGGUAGUGGAAACUCAAGUUUUUGGCACGAUAAUUGGUUAGGAUCAGGGUUGUUGUGUCGACAAGUGAAAAUUUUUCAAGAACAACCAGUUGCGGAUUUCGUGGUUCAUGGUGGUUGGAAUGUGCAGAGGUUAUAUCAGGUUUUGCCUAUGCACUGUGUGUAA